Messenger RNA from Wyeomyia smithii (pitcher-plant mosquito), 1840 nucleotides. It is a transcript of the gene beag, whose product is annotated as protein Red. The record is from RefSeq and is a predicted model, not a curated record. The transcript has 5 exons. Gene Ontology annotation, cellular component: nucleus. Gene Ontology annotation, biological process: mRNA splicing, via spliceosome. The coding region runs from base 166 to 1713 and encodes 515 amino acids. Lineage: Eukaryota; Metazoa; Arthropoda; Insecta; Diptera; Culicidae.
UUUGACAGUUCGCUUAAGCUUCGAUUCUCAACUCGAUGUAUGUUUUGAUAUUCGAUAUGAAAAAGUGUUGUUUUCAUUUCCAAUAAAACUAGCAAAUUACUCUUAGAAUUUCCGGGAUAAAGUGAACGUUGAAUUUCGGAUAAAUCAGCAUCUUCCGUGUCGACCAUGCCUGGCGACGACAUUCAUGAGCCGGAUACUCCGGCUACCCAGCGACUUACGAACGAUGAUUUUCGUAAACUGUUAAUGACACCGAGAGCCCCGAGUGGCUCCGGCCAUGCCGCAGGAACUGUGCGUGAUGCUAUGGCCAAAUCAUCGACGGCAGCCGCAUCAUCAUCUAUAAUGAAACCACCCUCCACAGAGCGGCACGAAGCACGUCGGAAGAAGAAAAACUUUUAUGCCCAGCUUAAGAAACAGGAGGACAAUAAGCUUGCAGAAUUAGCCGAAAAGUAUCGUGAUCGGGCCAGAGAGCGACGCGAUGGAGCCAACCCAGACUAUCAGAAUCUUGAUCCGUCUAACUCGACCAGUGGUUAUAGGGCGGUUGCACCGGAUAUAAAAUCAGGAUUAGAUGCCGCGGAACGUCGGCGCCAGCAAAUUCAAGAGUCGAAAUUUUUGGGUGGUGAUAUGGAGCAUACGCAUUUGGUAAAAGGGCUUGAUUAUGCACUGCUGCAGAAGGUUCGAAGCGAAAUAGUUGCUAAAGAGCAAGAGCUAGAUGAAGAAAUCGACAAACUGGCAGAUUUACCGGCAGAAGCACCCGUGAAGCAACCAGUUAGUGAGAAGGAAGUGCAAAAGAGUGAUGAUAUUGAGUUUCGUACUGCGAUGGGAAAAAAUGUAUUUCGGAUUUUGGAAAUUCAAAGAUCACGCCAUGUCGAACGUAACGAAAUGUUUGCACCGGGUCGCAUGGCCUAUCAUAUUGAGCUGGAGGAUGAAAACGCAGAGACGGAUAUUCCGACUACGGUAAUUCGUUCGAAGGCCGAAGUUCCUCUGGUGGCAGGAGACACUCAAACAUUGACAACCAAUGACAUAGUCAUCAAUAAACUAGCACAAAUUUUAUCCUAUUUACGACAGGGUGGUCGUGGAAAGAAAAAUAAGCGCAGGGACAAAGAUAAACCACUUUUCAAGCUGCCAGAUGAUAAACAUAUGGAUGAUUCCAUCUAUGGAGAUAUUGGCGAAUAUAAACCAACACGCCGUUAUGAUCAGGGAGCUUCCUCAUCAAAGGCUGAUGACGGACAAGAGAAACACAGAUACUUUGAUAAACCGAGUGAGCAGGAAGAGCGGGAAGCUGCUUCUAUGCAAAUUCCUGUACCACCAAAAAUAUCCGCACAUUUAAUUACAAAGCUGACAGCCGAACCAGAGGGCUAUGCUGAAUGUUAUCCUGGUUUACAAGAAAUGAAUGACGCUAUCGACGAUUCCGAUGAUGAAGUUGACUACACCAAAAUGGAUCUGGGUAAUAAGAAGGGACCAAUUGGACGAUGGGAUUUCGAUACGCAAGAGGAAUAUUCAGACUAUAUGAGCAGUAAGGAGGCUCUUCCAAAAGCGGCUUUCCAGUAUGGUGUAAAGAUGCAGGAUGGGCGUAAGACGCGCAAGCAUAAAACAGAAAAAAAUGAAAAGGCCGAAUUGGAUCGUGAGUGGCAACAGAUUCAGAAUAUUAUUCACAAGCGUAAAACGAAGGAAGGUGAUGCCGGAGAGAGUGAUGCCAAAAAGUCUAAGCAGUGAGGUAAUUUUCAGAAUGUGCUGGAAAAUUCAAAUAGUCAACUUUUAUUACACAUUUGCAUCCAGUUCUAAUAAAGCUUGCCUAGAGAUUCGAGAAAGAACGGUAUCGUACCACAAUAGGCCAAAAUAA